UCCAGCUGCCUCGGCCUUCUAAGUAGAUCACUUGUUUUCUUUCCUGCUGUUCAGCCUCUGUCUCUCUCUCUCUCUCUCUCUCUCUCUCUCUCUCUACCAGUUUCUCCUUCCCUCACCCUCUCCCUGUUUCUCUCUCUCUCUCUCUCUCUUUUUCUCUGGGCUGUGUGUAAGAGGAUCACUUUGUUUCCGUAGCCUUUUUUUCCGCGCUGCUGCAGACACAUGGAGGAGGAGAGGACUGGAUUUGGGGGAGAUACUGACGGGGGUGCACAGCUGCAACAGUCCCCUCCAUCUCCACACUAGGACUAAUGCCCCUCAUCUCUCUCUCUCUCUCUCUCUCUCUGUCUUUCCCUCCCUGUGUGUUUGGUUCUCCCUCUGUCGCACUCUCUCUGCCUCUCGAUGGGGUGGGGGGUGCCAUAUGGGAGCUCAGAAAAAUGGAAGUGGAUCGGAGAUAGACAUGAGAGGAAUCUGUCAUUCUCGAGCUCGGAUAUCAGAAUCUUUUGGAGAGGCGAGCUUAAAGCUGACCCGAGCAGCAAACCCCCCCGAAGCGAGACACUUCCCAUGGAGGGAGCCCUGGCAAUGCUCUUUCUUUCUCCGUUCUCAAAGCUCCGACGCUGCUCUCGCCUUAUUUGUCCUCCUCUCCUCUCCUCUCCUCUCCUCUCCUCUCUUCUCCUCUCCUCUCCUCCUCUCCUCUCCUUGUUUUUCCUCCAUCCUUCGCCUUUUACAGCCCCCCCCCCCCGCCUUUAUUCUCUCUGUUUCUCCAGAGCGAAGAGGAGAAAGAGGAGGAAGAAAGAAAGGUGGGGAGGGGAUUGAAGUGAAGUGGAGGAGGCGUUUCCCGCAAGCAGAGUCGAGCAACCUCCCCCCCCCCCCCCCCCCCUCCCUCCCUCCCUCCCCUCGGCUCCUCAUCAGUAUGCGCGGCGGUUGCUCAGGUGACACGGCCGCUGGAUUCGGUCCCGACUGCAGGAACAUCAGCAGCGUGGCGGAGCGCGGGAUCGCAGGUAAGGACAAUGAGAACAGGCGGGAGAAAAUGAGGAGAGACAGGGGAGGCAGGGAAGGGGAGAGGCAGGAGUGGAAGAAAGCUCGGAAAAAAACCCUGCGCUGCUGCUCCCUCGCCGCCCAGAACGGAGCUCCAUUAACCCUGCAGACCGGAGACAAAGCACCCUGCUCAGCGCGGGACACCGCUGGCAGAGAGACGCACACCUCCCAACAUCCUGCAGAAACACUUAGCAUGACAGCCAUCGGAUAA
Labrus bergylta (ballan wrasse) is the source of this 1243-nucleotide messenger RNA. Lineage: Eukaryota; Metazoa; Chordata; Actinopteri; Labriformes; Labridae. The record is from RefSeq and is a predicted model, not a curated record.